Molecule: messenger RNA, 568 nt
Organism: Rhizophagus irregularis DAOM 181602=DAOM 197198
Lineage: Eukaryota; Fungi; Glomeromycota; Glomeromycetes; Glomerales; Glomeraceae
Source: RefSeq, a predicted model, not a curated record
UGCGUCAAAGAGCUUCCAGAGUUUCUUAGCCUGCUCGAUUCUUUUCCAUAAAAGUGCAUCAGAAGUAUCUGCAGGAAGCUGAGCCCUAACUUCCAUAUUUAAAUUUUACUGACAGCAUUGGGUUCCGGAUUAACUUGUUUUCAGAUGCUAUCUCAUCUCGUCUCUGGAUAAGAACUUUCCCAAAUUGACAGUAAACAUAUAAUAGCUUCUUGGACCACACGAUCAGCAAAGUCCUCGGCAUUGCGAAGUUUUUCAUACAAAAGAGAAAAGGAAAGUGUCCAUCAUCUUUUCCUCUGAUGACUUGGAAUUGGCAGGUACUGUAUCAUUUGUUACUAUGGGGUCUGCCGGUCUGGUAUGUCAGCAGGUUUUUCGGGAGAGGAAUCCUUUCGCGGUUGCCUAGAAUCUUCUUCCAGCUUUGCAACUCUAACCUUAAGUUCAACAUUUUCAGCAUCACGCCUGACAUUUUCAACAUCAUGUCUAGUAUUUUUCGGCAACAGUAUCUAUUCUAGCUCCUUGGCUUCGUCAUACUUGGCCUUAAACUCAACAUUCUCAGCCAUAAGUCUGGCGU